Puccinia triticina is the source of this 555-nucleotide messenger RNA. RefSeq lists its product as uncharacterized. The transcript has 2 exons. The coding region runs from base 1 to 555 and encodes 184 amino acids. The record is from RefSeq and is a predicted model, not a curated record. NCBI's taxonomy places the organism in Eukaryota, Fungi, Basidiomycota, Pucciniomycetes, Pucciniales, Pucciniaceae.
AUGGAUUUUACGCCAAAAUCUUUCUUUGCUGCUUUCCUCAAGAACCCAGACAUGGCGGCUGCUGUUGAACACCGAUAUUGGUCUACGCCAGUUGGAAUUCCCUCCACUAUCCGACUUGUCAAAACCAUUCGGGACAAUGUACAGGAGACAUACCAGGGAAUAACUGCAUGGAAAAACUUCAUUCUCAACAAAGCUUCCAUCAUUGUUCAAAAUGAGACACCUCCAACUGGUUAUUUUCCAAAGGGUGGGUAUUACAGCUCGGAACAUAUCAAAUCCGACUUUUUUGAUUCCAGCGCAAAGGACAGGCGCAAUCAAGAGCUUGUGGAGGAGCACAUGCCCUUCUUGUUCAAACUCGUCACCAACAAGAUGCGCAUGGACUUGACGCCUUCCCCAACUGGCCCAUCGGACAGUCUUGAUGAAGAAGAUGCCCUGCUUGAAAAGUCUGAUGCCGACAAACGCGAGCCUGAUCUCUUUGGUGAUGGAUCAGAUGCUCCAAAAGAUCAUCAGCAGCGAGUGAUUACCGUAAGCUCUCUUUGUGCAAUCUGCUUGAUGUAA